AUGGUGGUGGAGCGCGAGGAGGAGGGAAGUAUAGAGUGCCCUGUGCUGGUAUAUGAAGAUCUGUCGUUCGUCUACAUCAAGCACAAGAAUGUAUACAUUGUUGGCACCACUCGUAAGAAUGCCAACGUUGCCUUGGUGACUGUGUUCAUGCAUAAGCUGGUCGAGGUGUUCCGUGAGUACUUCAAAGAGCUUGAGGAGGAGAGUAUCCGUGAUAACUUUGUCAUCAUAUACGAGCUUUUCGACGAGAUUAUGGAUUUCGGCUACCCACAGACCACAGAAACAAAGAUUCUGCAAGAAUACAUCACGCAAGAAUCACACAAGCUCCAAGACGCGACAGGUGCUGCCAAUCCCCCGAUGGCAGUCACCAAUGCGGUGUCUUGGCGAUCUGAGGGCAUCAAAUACCGGAAAAACGAAGUGUUCUUAGAUGUUGUGGAGAGUGUGAAUCUGCUCACGAAUGCGAGAGGACAGGUUCUUAGAUGCGAGGUUGUCGGUGCCGUGAAGAUGCGUGUGUAUCUAUCAGGCAUGCCUGAACUCCGUCUUGGUCUAAAUGAUAAAGUAUUAUUCGAAAGCACAGGCAGGGCUUCCAAAGGCAAAGCCGUGGAGCUAGAAGACGUCAAAUUUCACCAAUGCGUACGGUUGUCGCGUUUCGAAAACGACAGGACGAUAUCUUUCAUUCCUCCAGAUGGAGAAUUCGAACUUAUGUCGUAUCGUCUGAGUAAUCAGAUGAAGCCGCUGAUCUGGGUAGAGUGCGUGGUUGAAAGGCACUCGCACAGUCGAGUAGAAUAUAUGAUCAAAGCGAAAAGUCAGUUCAAGCGCAGAAGUACAGCUAAUAAUGUAGAAAUCAUGAUUCCCGUUCCAUCAGAUGCCGAUACACCCAAGUUCAAGACGGGACAAGGGUCGGUUAAGUACGCGCCGGAAGAGAAUGCUAUCAAGUGGACAAUUAAACAAUUCCCUGGAGGCAAGGAGUACAUGCUCCGAGCCCACUUUGGACUACCAAGUAUUGAACAAGAGGAAGAUGAGGGUAAGCCGCCCAUCCAGGUUAAAUUCGAGAUUCCUUAUUUCACCACCUCUGGUAUACAAGUGCGGUACUUAAAAAUUAUUGAGAAGAGUGGUUACCAGGCCCUUCCAUGGGUGCGAUACAUCACACAAAAUGGAGACUACCAGAUCCGCAUGACAUAG
Molecule: messenger RNA, 1179 nt
Organism: Sphaeroforma arctica JP610
Lineage: Eukaryota; Ichthyosporea; Ichthyophonida
Product: AP-1 complex subunit mu-1
Exons: 9
Coding region: 1-1179 (392 amino acids)
Biological process (GO): intracellular protein transport; vesicle-mediated transport
Cellular component (GO): clathrin-coated vesicle; clathrin adaptor complex
Molecular function (GO): clathrin-cargo adaptor activity
Source: RefSeq, a predicted model, not a curated record